Molecule: messenger RNA, 6686 nt
Organism: Labrus bergylta (ballan wrasse)
Lineage: Eukaryota; Metazoa; Chordata; Actinopteri; Labriformes; Labridae
Source: RefSeq, a predicted model, not a curated record
GAUUACGUCGGCUCCACGGCCAAACCCGAGGCCACUCCCGGUGUCAGCCAGGCUCGCUGAGGAGGGAGACUGGACCCGCCCUCUCACUACACCCUUACUGCUCCACCCAUCACUCUCCAUCACCACCACCACCGCCACCGCCAUGUCUUUACCCAGCGGCAGCCCAGAGAGAGAGGUCUCUACUGGGGCUCCCCCUCAGCUCGAGUGCCCCUCCUCCCCUACGGGUUUGGACCCGGACCCCUUGUCGACGGGCAGCCCUGUGCUCAGCCCGGACUCCUCUUCCCAUGAUGCAGCGCUGUCGGCACCGGCGGCCUCCCCGGCAGACUCGGAGAACCUGAGCCCCGAUGAGCUGGAGCUGCUGGCCAAACUGGAGGAGCAGAACAGGUUGCUGGAGGCUGACUCCAAGUCCAUGCGCUCGAUGAGCGGUUCUCGGCGUAACAGCGGCUCCUCCCUGGUGUCCAGCUCCUCUGCCUCGUCGAACCUGUCACACCUGGAGGAGGACACCUGGAUCCUGUGGGGCCGUAUCGUCAACGAGUGGGAGGAGUGGAGACGCAAGAAGGACAAACUUCUGAAGGAGUUGAUCAGGAAGGGGAUCCCUCAUCAUUUCCGCGCCAUCGUCUGGCAGCUGCUGGGUAACGCCACCGACAUGCCAGUGAAGAACCAGUACUCUGAGCUGCUGAAGAUGUCGUCGCCCUGCGAGAAGCUCAUCCGCCGGGACAUCGCCCGCACCUACCCCGAGCACGAGUUCUUCAAAGGCCAGGACAGCCUGGGACAGGAGGUCCUCUUCAACGUCAUGAAGGCGUACUCUCUGGUGGAUCGAGAGGUGGGCUACUGCCAAGGCAGUGCGUUCAUCGUGGGGCUGCUGCUCAUGCAGAUGCCUGAGGAGGAGGCGUUUUGUGUUUUUGUGCGUCUGAUGCAGGAGUACCGUCUGAGGGAGCUGUUCAAACCCAGCAUGGCCGAGCUGGGCCUCUGCAUCUACCAGUUUGAGUAUCUGCUGCAGGAACAACUUCCAGAGCUGAACGUCCAUUUUCGAUCCCAGAGUUUCCACACGUCCAUGUACGCCUCGUCCUGGUUCCUCACCCUCUUCCUCACCUUCCUCCCCCUGCCUGUCGCCACACGCAUCUUUGAUAUCUUCAUGUACGAGGGUUUAGAGAUUAUCUUCCGUGUGGGCCUGGCCAUCCUGCAGUACAACCAGACUGACCUCAUUCAGCUGGACAUGGAGGGCAUGUCACAGCAUUUCCAGAAGGUGAUCCCCCACCAGUUCGACAGCUGCCCGGACAAACUGAUCCUCAGGGCGUACCAGGUGAAAUACAACCCCAAGAGGAUGAAGAAACUGGAGAAAGAAUACACCACGAUCAAGAACAAAGAAAUGGAGGAACAGAUAGAGAUCAAGAGGUUACGCACAGAAAACCGGCUGCUGAAGCAAAGGAUCGAGACUCUGGAGAAGGAGAGUGCAGCUCUGGCAGACAGACUGAUACAGGGUCAGGUGACGCGGGCGCAGGAAGCCGAGGAGAACUACGUGAUCAAGCGCGAGUUGGCGGUGGUGAGGCAGCAGUGCAACACCGCCAGCGAGAGUCUGGAGAAGGCCCAGGACACGAUCAGAGAGCUGCAGCAACAGAAGUACACAGAACAGUUUGUGACCAACCUGCAGACCGAGCUGGAACAGUCCAGACUGCGCGAGGCCGAACUGCAGGGAGCUCUGAAGGAGAUGCAGGACAAGGUGCUGGACCUGGAGAAGAGGAGCAGCUGCCUGCCUGACGAGAACAACAUGGCGGCUCUGCAGGAGGAGGUGAAGCAGAUGAAGCUGAGGGAGCUGGAGACGCUGCGUUCAUUCAGAGAGAUGCAAGACACUGUGACCGAGCUCAACCAGCGCUGGCAGCAUCACAUGUCCCGUGGCAGCAGCACAGGCGGAGGCGGCGGCCACUGGAAGGAAUCCCCGAAGAAGAACGCCAUGAACGAGCUGCAGGACAAACUGAUGACGGUCCGCCUGAGGGAGGCGCAGGCGCAGGCUGAGCUCCGCGAGGUCAAACUCAAAGCCCUGCAGCUGGAGAGCCAGAACCAGAUCCACAGCAAGCUGAUCGGACGCAACGAUCAGGAGCGCUCGGCCCUGCAGGACCGACUGCAGAUGCUGGCCAAUCAGAACAAAGCUCUCCAAGCCCAACUCAGCGAGAUGAAAAGGAAGCAAGCCGAGUCCGACUGCAAGAGUAAAGAGGAUGUGAUGGCAGUGCGGCUGAGGGAAGCAGACAGUAUGGCGGCCAUGGCUGAACUCAGGCAGAGGAUCGCUGAGCUGGAGAUUCAGAAAGAGGAGGGUCUGAUCCAGGGUCAGCUGAACCACUCAGACUCCAGGCAGUACAUCAACCAACUCCGGGACCAGAUCAUCGAGCUCAAGAACGAGAUCCGGCUGAUGCGAGGGCAGAAGGCGACCCCCAGCUCCAGGGUCGGCGGUGUAGGAGGAAGCACCAACUACCAGGAUCUCUGCCUGGCCAGCCCCGCCUCCGCAGAGGGCGACUACCUGAGCUCGGACGAGGACCUGCUCCACAGCCCGCUGCCCGCCAACGCCCUUUACCCCUCCCUGUCCGGCCCCUGUCACCCGUCUCCCCGCCUGGACAGCGAGGGGAGCACGGACAGCGAGGCGGAGGAGCAGGUGAGGAUACACCCGGACCCUCAGCAGCUGUACGGCAGCAUGGUGUGUGCGGAGGGGCUGGAGAACUGAGGCCGGGGAGGAGGCGUGAAGGUUUCAUUGGAUUUCUUUGAGAAAAUAGAGACGCUGGAGCUCUGCAGGGACCUUAAACUGGGACUGUACCAUCCAAACCAGUCCUCCUCCUCCUCGGCUUUUCCAGUGUUUACCUGUAACUUGAGGCAGACCUGGUUGGACCUCUUCUGAUCAUCACACCCCGUCCUCUCCACUCCUGUCACUGUCUCCCCCACACUGUGUCCCCUGACAAAGAGGUAAUGUAAUACCUCUCUCCUCGUUCCCAAUAAACAUAUCCAUCCAAACACAAAACAUGACAAACAGAAACAGGACUGGACCUGCCCCCCAAAAACAACCAACCGGACCUGAAUCUGUGACCAUGACGAGGAGAUGAACACGAGUAGACGGACGAUAAAAAACUCUCCCCCUCUCCUUACAAACUAAACAACAGACACCUGACUCACUGUACAGUCCGUCUUCCUGUAUCAAACUCUCCUCCCUGAUUGGUUCAGGUGGUUAAAAACAAACAUCUGUAUCCCCCUCUUUUCCCCCUUUUAAACUUCUCAUUGGAAAGACUCAAACUUCCAUCAGCCAUCGAUUUACCUCUCAGUAGACCGAGUGUUUAAAAUACAAUUUAAAAAAAGGUGAAAAUGUACCCAUUCCAACUGUAGGGAUAAGACAAGAUGGCCGCCAUACAUGAAACAUGAAACACUUGAACAUAUCUGUAUGUGUGUGUGUGUGUGUGUGUGUGUGUGUGAGUGACGUCGGAACAUAUUCACCAGAACACGCAGAAAAAGAAAGAAAGAAACCUAAGUGUUGCCAAAUGUAUUGGUUUUCUUUUUAUUUAUUUAUAUGUUGUAAUUUAUUUUGAUAUUUUUUUUAUUUUUUUAUAUAUCUAUAUGAAACUGUAGGAAGCGUAAGGUACCGACAGAGGCCAAACUUUACCCAGCGUCCUUUGUGCCAACGAGUCGCCUGUGAGUGUUUCAGAGAGGGAAAAUGUGCUGCUAUGGUUUUUCAAACGACUCCUUCCAUUCCUUCCUUUCUGUUUCCUUUUUUUUCUUUCUCUUUUCUAUCUUUGUGAGGUGAGCGUGCAACUUCCUGUUAACUCUGCCAUCGAUUCCUCAGAAGACGGUGACGUUGCAGACCGAUCACAUCCGACAUACUGAGCACUUUCACUUGAUCUAAUAGCGGAGAGUCUGAAUAUUCUGCAAUAAUGGGAAUCAUUUGUUUCUUCAUCAUUAAUGUGAAUGUUGUGGUUAAAGGAAUAGUUUGAGAACUACAUUUAUUCCCUUUCCUGCCGAGGGCCAAAUCAAAAGAUCAACACAUCUCUGAAAUGUGCCUAACAGAGGAAACCCAUUUUGAAUGACUGCUGACAUAUCUAAUUAAUUUAUGUUUAAGUAAACUUUCUUCUCUUGAUGUUGAGAGGGGGUGGUGCCCAUUGCGCUCAUUGUAACAAAGCUCUAGUGUCCCGUAUCCGUCCUUCAUAAUGACUCACAGCAUCUCCACACAUUUGAGCCUCUGGAAGCUCCAGAUUUAAAUCUGGAUUCUAAUAAUAAAAGUAAUGUAAAGUCAUAUAUACAAACUUUAUUUACAGAUGAUACAGCUGGGGGAUUAUUGUCCUGAUAACUAGAAAGUUUGCAUCUGACAUCCCUUCAAAAUACUGCGGCGCAGUUACCGCCGACUCGCACCAGAUGCUAACUUUUACACGCUUACAGCGCGGCUGUUAGCAUCAUCAUUUUUCAUAAAAAUUGGCACAUUUUGCCCCAAAUGAAUGCAUAAUGGCUGAUUUACAUUUUUUGUUAAAACCGCACUGGCGCACAGUGACGCUGUUAGCUCUGCAGCGAAGUUAAGGGUGCAGUUAACCCUUUGAGUGCACUCAGAGAAUAAGGCUGUCUUUUUGACUCCUUUGCAAAAGUAUAGAGUGUGAACCCUGAGUGCAGUACACAGUUUAACACAGACAGGAUAUCUGUGAGUAAGUGAGAUUUCAGGUCGAUCCUUUCAGCCUUUGGAUAAAGCUAUGCUAACGGUUUCCGCCUGCAUCCAGUCUUUAUGCUCAGCUAAGCUAAGCCAAACACCUCCUGGCUGUAAAGAUUCAUAAUUAACACAGAAAUGAGAGUGCUGUUAUUAGUCAUCUAAUCAAAGCAAAUAUAUGCGUGCACUUCUCAAAAUAUCAAACUAUUCCUUUUAAUCAUCAGUACGUCAUAUCGACAAAAAGAAUUCCAGGUAAUCAAGUUGAUCUGGAUGCAUCAUAUCCUGUGCUCAUAGUGACGACAUUUUGUGGAUGGAGAUGUUCAUACUGUAAGGACAAAACGGCUGCCAUCAUGACUAGAGGAAAAAUAUUUUACAUAUCAAACAUUAAUAUAGCGUGUGUACAAAAAAAAGGGUUUUAAAAGAAAUGGAGAAAUAUGAACUUCUACAGUGUAAGAGGAGCUGUGGGAAAGAUGUGACGCUGUAUCUGUAAGUUUCUGCAGACGGUGAGAGUGGGUUUAGGUGAUCAAACAGGGUGAUGUACUUUUUGCACAACACAGAAAGAGGGACCUCUGCACAUAACAAUGAGCAGUGAGGGAUGCUUUUGAAUGGAUUCAUGGUGAGCUCAGCGCCUACUGAAACCAGCCCUGCAGGGAGUCCUCAUUGAUCUCGAACAUUCAUCAUCCAGACUCUGUUUUUUUGUUCAUUAUUCAUCAUACUAAUGCUAUUUCACAAUGCUGCCCAUUAUUUGUGUGCAGUGCAACUUCAAUGGUACUGGGGAUAAUCAUCGCCACCUUCUAAGAAAUAAGGAAACUGGGUCAUCCAGUAGAGGCCAUGAGACUGCUAAAGAGGAUGUAGGUGUGCCGACACUGCUCUUGCAAAUAACAGCUUUUUAGUGGUCGUUCAUGGGUGUAACACAAAAUCUCAGUGCUGGCAGCUGUGUCAGAACAGAUAUGUGUUGUACGACUGGUGUCACUUGAGUUCCUUCUAGUUCUGUGUGUACAAAGUGCAAACUGGCAGCAGCACUGACCGUGAGGAAAACAUCUUUUAAUGUGUUUACUUUGUGUCAAAACUAGGGCCCGACUGAUGCAGGGUUUCUGGGGCCGAUACUGAUAUCGAUAUAUCGGCCGAUAUCUUUUCUUAGAUCUAUCUUCGAUCUGUAGGAUGGAUGGAUCUCUACAUAGAUAGAGUGUAGUGUGAUACAAUGAAACUGAAAUGAAAUGCUGUUUGACUGGUUCAUAAAAAUUGUUAUAUCGGCGCAUAUCCGCAAUAAAAGUAGCCGAUACCGAUAGUCACUUGAUGCGCAAAUAUCGGCUGGCCGAAUAUUCAGUCGGGCUCUGGUCAAAACUGACUGAAUUCUUCUCUAUCAGUGAUAAUCUAUAUGGUUUUCACUCUGUCACAUGUUUACGUUUUGGUGCAUGUUCUGGACAAGCCUGACAUCCCACCUUCUUUUCCCAUUUUAGGACUCUAAAGUGGGGUCAUCGACAGCCACAGAACAAAAAUGCCUCUGCAUACUGAGGCAGCAAAACAUGUGGCGCAGCAGCAAAACAUGUGGCGCAGCAGCAAAACAUGUGGCGCAGCAGCAACCUGCAAGAGUGGUUUCGGCUAAUUCCCUCAUCUUAUUCACUCGGCUUUGACUAAAACAUAACAGAGGUUUGGCAGGAAAUCAUUUGGUAGCUAACUUCAUACCAAAUGGAAAAAAGCCAAUUGAAAACAUUCCACUUAAGCUGCUGCGGUCAUGUUUGACCUUUAAUCCUGCACCCCGGUUAGGUUAAUGAUUGUGAUUGGCUCGACCAGAAUCCAGACGUUUGUUGAAAGAGCAAAUAAAACAUGAGCUUGCAGACGCAUCCGAGGUUACUCUCAUAAAUCAGAUGUGUCCAAUUCAGAGACUGCAUCCUGUCAAGGGUAGGACAGAUCGCAUCUGCAAAACCAAGGCUGUCCGAUUUUGAAGGCUCCUUCAGAUUCAGAUUCAGAUUCUUUAUUAUCCCACAAGGGGAAAUUUGCGUUGCAACAGGAGCACACAGAA